UUUGGGGUUGGCUUCCGGCCGCCGGCAUCCGGCGCUCACUUGCAGCCUUUCCUUUGCCAUCGUCGCUUGUUGCCCCUGCCUCUGCAGUCGCCGCCGCCGCCGCCGCCAUGGGCAUCCUGGAGAAGAUCUCGGAGAUCGAGAAGGAGAUCGCCCGCACCCAGAAAAACAAGGCCACUGAGUACCAUCUUGGUUUGCUGAAAGCAAAACUUGCCAAGUACAGAGCACAGCUCUUGGAACCCUCCAAAUCUGCCUCCACCAAAGGAGAAGGCUUCGAUGUGAUGAAAUCUGGAGAUGCCCGAGUGGCACUGAUUGGCUUUCCUUCUGUGGGUAAGUCUACCUUCCUGAGUUUAAUGACAUCUACUGCCAGUGAAGCUGCAUCCUAUGAAUUCACCACUCUGACAUGUAUCCCAGGUGUCAUCGAAUACAAAGGAGCCAAUAUUCAGCUCUUAGAUCUUCCUGGAAUCAUUGAAGGCGCUGCACAAGGGAAAGGCAGAGGCCGACAGGUGAUUGCUGUGGCUAGGACGGCCGAUGUUGUCAUCAUGAUGCUGGACGCCACCAAGGGAGAAGUGCAGAGGGCCCUGUUGGAAAAGGAAUUGGAAUCUGUGGGGAUCCGGCUCAACAAGCACAGACCCAAUAUCUACUUCAAGCCAAAGAAAGGUGGUGGGAUCUCCUUCAAUUCAACAGUCACACUGAGCCAGUGCUCUGAAAAGCUGGUGCAGCUCAUCCUACAUGAGUACAAAAUCUUCAAUGCUGAAGUACUCUUCCGAGAAGACUGUUCACCAGACGAGUUUAUUGAUGUGAUUGUUGGCAACCGAGUGUACAUGCCCUGCUUGUAUGUUUAUAACAAAAUUGAUCAGAUCUCAAUGGAGGAAGUUGACCGCCUGGCACGAAAGCCCAACAGUGUUGUUAUCAGCUGCGGGAUGAAGCUCAAUCUGGAUUUCUUGCUGGAGAUGCUUUGGGAGUACUUGGCCCUGACGUGUAUCUACACCAAAAAAAGAGGACAAAGACCAGACUUUACAGAUGCCAUUAUUCUCCGGAAAGGAGCUUCCGUAGAGCAUGUGUGCCACCGGAUCCACCGAACACUCGCCAGCCAGUUUAAGUAUGCUUUAGUGUGGGGAACCAGCACCAAAUAUAGCCCUCAGAGAGUGGGAUUGACACAUACGAUGGAGCAUGAGGAUGUCAUCCAGAUAGUCAAGAAGUAGCCUUUCCUGCUGCUGCUCAUCAGUGCCUGGCCCCACCCACAUCCCCAGAGUGACAUCUGAUUGACUGUUAUCAUCUACAAGCCAAAAAAGGAAC
Molecule: messenger RNA, 1296 nt
Organism: Dromiciops gliroides (monito del monte)
Lineage: Eukaryota; Metazoa; Chordata; Mammalia; Microbiotheria; Microbiotheriidae
Gene: DRG2
Product: developmentally regulated GTP binding protein 2
Exons: 13
Coding region: 108-1202 (364 amino acids)
Biological process (GO): cytoplasmic translation
Cellular component (GO): cytoplasm
Molecular function (GO): GTPase activity; GTP binding
Source: RefSeq, a predicted model, not a curated record